Nicotiana tabacum (common tobacco) is the source of this 754-nucleotide messenger RNA. The record is from RefSeq and is a predicted model, not a curated record. Lineage: Eukaryota; Viridiplantae; Streptophyta; Magnoliopsida; Solanales; Solanaceae.
CAUAAGAUGCUUUUCGAAUAAAACAUAACGGGAGGAGCGCCCACCACAAAAUAUUCGUAAUUCGCCCUAAAAAGGUAGAAAAAAACAACCAGGAGCCCGAGAGACUGUUGGUACCGCAAAACAAAUUCCUUAUAGAGGGAGAGAAAAUGGCUUUCUCAUCCAACCCGUUAUCUCUGAGUGUACCCGAACCCGUAUUUGAAUCCUGGCUCCGAGAUACCGGCUACCUCGAAAUUCUCGAUCAACGCACUACCGAUCUCCACCGCCACUCUUCCACUGCCACCACAGCCGCCGCCUCCGCUGCCUCCGCUGCCUCCGCUUCCUCCUCCGACGCUUCUGCUGUUACUAAUUCCGCCGCCGCUGCAGUUUCAAUCUCGAACGGAGUCUUUGUUCUGAUAUUUUCACAUAUUGGAACCUUACUGUCGCUUUUUACGCUUAACCCGUUUGCGAAGCUCACGUCGGAUGAUUUUUCCGGUGAUACGCCGUCGUGGACACAACUAUUCCUAGGGUCGUUGGAUUCAUACUCGUUUCCUUCGUCUCCUUCUCAGGCUCGGCUUAGAGUCCACGAGAAUGUGAAACGCUAUGCCCGCAAUUAUACCUCUCUCUUACUCCUCUUCUUCGCUUGCUCUCUGUACCAAAAGCUGCUUGCCCUUGUAGGGUUGAUAUUGUGUUUGGCACUUUGGGAUGUAUUAAAGUUAUGUGGAGAACGUUGGGGAUUAGAGCAGCGCCCUGUAAUCAAACAAAGCUUGAUUCGCAU